Molecule: messenger RNA, 510 nt
Organism: Striga asiatica
Lineage: Eukaryota; Viridiplantae; Streptophyta; Magnoliopsida; Lamiales; Orobanchaceae
Source: the annotation of a GenBank genome assembly
AUGGCGUCCCCAAUCGAAUCCGAUCAGAGCUUAAUUUUUGACAUAAAAUUAUCGACUGUGGUGCCGGCGAGCAUCACCGGGGAGGACAAGGUCCGUGAGUUCACGGCAGCAGAUUUGGCCGUGAAGCUGCACCACAUCACCACCGUACACUUCUUCAGCCCGGAGGCAGCCGCGGGGCUGAGCGUCCAGGACCUCAAGGCGCCCAUGUUCCAGUGGCUGCAGCUUUACUAUCCAAUUUCCGGCAGAAUCCGGCGCCACAAGGCCGGCGGGAGGCCGUUCGUCAAGUGCAACGACAGCGGCGUUCGGAUCGUGGAGGCUAAGUGCGCCACGACUGUGGAGAAGUGGCUGGCGGCGGAGGGGAGCCACGGAAGGCUUGUUUAUAGGCAGCCGAUGCUCGCGCGGGAUCUCGGGUUCACACCGCUCGUGAUUCUGCAGGUACGUACGUACGCCACGUCUGAUCAUAUCCCCACUAAUGCUUGUGGAUUGAAUUAUUUGUUUAGGAACAAUUAA